AUGUCUACCACGCUGUUUGACGAUAUCUUCCAAGUUACUGAGGUCGACUUAGGACGCUACAACAAAGUUUCGCGGAUAGAAGCGCAUUCCACGUCACAGGAAUUUCUGCUCACCGUCGACAUCAACACGGAGCUCUUCCCUGUCCGUGUUAAUGACACCUUGACUGUGAUGUUGUCAUCGACUUUGUCGAUCGACGGCUCAGAGACAGUGCAGGGUGGCUCCUGGAGGGCUCCACAGCCUGGCGAGAGAUCGCUAGCGGACGACUACGACUAUGUCAUGUACGGGACUGCGUACCGUUUCGAAGAAGUUGCUGGCAAGAAGGACUUGAUUGCCGUUUACUACUCGUUUGGCGGGCUUCUGAUGAGACUAGAGGGUAACUACCGUGGUCUCAGCAACCUGAAGCAGGAAAACGCCUACCUAUUAGUUCGCCGUUAA
Molecule: messenger RNA, 435 nt
Organism: Lachancea thermotolerans CBS 6340
Lineage: Eukaryota; Fungi; Ascomycota; Saccharomycetes; Saccharomycetales; Saccharomycetaceae
Gene: RPB8
Product: DNA-directed RNA polymerase core subunit RPB8
Exons: 1
Coding region: 1-435 (144 amino acids)
Biological process (GO): DNA-templated transcription
Cellular component (GO): RNA polymerase I complex; RNA polymerase II, core complex; RNA polymerase III complex
Molecular function (GO): DNA-directed RNA polymerase activity
Source: RefSeq, a predicted model, not a curated record